Messenger RNA from Seminavis robusta, 1194 nucleotides. NCBI's taxonomy places the organism in Eukaryota, Bacillariophyta, Bacillariophyceae, Naviculales, Naviculaceae. The record is from the annotation of a GenBank genome assembly.
AUGCCAGCAGAUCGACGAGACCGAUCUAGAUCUCGUGAUCGCAGCGAUGGUCACUAUGGUCCCCCAGGAGGAUAUGGCGGCGGCGGACAGCAGCAACUUCCUGUAGUGGUUCCCACCAACAUUAUGUUCAGUGCACAACAAGCCGCACAAGACAAGAUUAACAGGGAGUUGUUUGUAGGCAAUACUCCUCCGGGUACCAGUGAAUUGCUGCUGUUGCACUUUCUCAAUGCAGCCAUGAGGCGUGUGAAUCUCUGCCAACCCAACGAGACACCCAUUUUGAAUUGUCGUGUCAAUACCAAAUUCGCCUUUAUUGAAUUGGUUCAUGCGGAAGUGGCCAAUCGAGCAUUGAGUCUCAAUGGCAUUCCCUUUUUGGGUGCCGUCUUGAAGGUAUCACGUCCUUCCAAAUACACGGGUCCUCCCAUGCCGGCCAAAACAUGGCAAUCGCUCACAGGACAACAAUUGCCAAUGGGGGUUGCCUUGGAUGCCGAACAAGAAAAGGUCAAUCGAGAAUUGUUUGUGGGGAAUACCACACCCGAAAUGACAGAAUCCAUGCUACGAGAAUUUCUGGGAAACGCCAUGUUGCAGGUUGGACUCAACAUUUUGCCGGGAAAUCCCAUUACCGCUUGUCGCGUCUCUGGAAAAUUUGCCUUUAUCGAACUGCGGUCGCCACAAGAAGCCGCCAAUGCCUUGAAUUUGACCAAUAUCCCCUUUAUGGGGACACAGUUGCGUGUGGGACGACCCUCCAAAUGGAAUGGACCACCCGAUCAUCAUGGAAACUGGGAAGAUAUACUCGCCAAAUACAUGUCUGGAGAAUUGCAGUUGGGAGAUGCCGCCGUGGGUGGAGCCACCAGCAACAACAACCCUCCUGCUGUUCCAGAACCAGCCGCUGGCAAUCCACCCUCUCGUGUGGUGGAACUCAAACACAUGUUGGCACCACAAGAUUUGGAAAAUGAGGAAGAGUACAAUGAUAUUCUCGAAGAUACCAGAGAGGAAUGUUCCCAAUUUGGACAACUCAUUAGCGUCGUCAUCCCCAAAGCGAAUGAAGUGGGAGCCACCAAAAUCUUUUUGGAAUACACCAGCAAUAUGGAUGCACAAAAGGCUAUUGACGGAUUACGGGGACGGACGUUUGAUGGGCGCAAAGUGCAGGCGGAGUUCUUUGAUGAAACCAAAUUCGCAUCGAAGGAUUAUGCAUGA